This is a messenger RNA of Lethenteron reissneri (Far Eastern brook lamprey), 8207 nucleotides long. RefSeq names its product integrin alpha-8-like. The record is from RefSeq and is a predicted model, not a curated record. Lineage: Eukaryota; Metazoa; Chordata; Hyperoartia; Petromyzontiformes; Petromyzontidae. Gene Ontology annotation, molecular function: integrin binding. Gene Ontology annotation, cellular component: external side of plasma membrane; integrin complex. Gene Ontology annotation, biological process: cell-matrix adhesion; cell adhesion mediated by integrin; cell-cell adhesion.
CCUUGGACCGCUCGCUCAGUCGUGAUUGUGCUGCUGCUGCUGCUGGAGCCACCACCGCAACCCCCACCGGCUUCUGAUGUUCUCCAGCAAACCCAGCCGCGCUUCUAGCUACAAAGAAGCAGAAUUCGCCUUCGCCGGAUACAAUUGAUACGCGCGUUUUUUUGCUUUUUGUUGUCAACACGAUUCACUUUUCUUUUCUUUUGUUGGUUUGUCAUCGUUGUUAAGUUUCUUUUAUUUUAGUCAACUUUAGGAAGGGUCCACAUUUUGUUCCAUCAAUUAGGGGCGGGUAUAGGGGACGUGCGCUCGGCGUUGAUCCGAGUUCUUGCUGCUUUUGCGCGGUCUUUAACGUCUCAUCAUGCGGACUGAUCGUCGACAACGGCACGGGGGGAGCUGCUCGAACACGGGACCUGCUGGUAGCCUCUUGUUGCUUCUGCUGCUGCUGGUGGUGGCACUCUCCAUCACCCAGCUGGGACCCACCUCUGCCUUCAACCUGGAUGACUCGCGUCCCAACGUAUUCUCGGGACCUCAGGGCAGCUAUUUUGGAUACUCUUUGGAUUUCUACAGCCCAGAGAGCUCCAGCAAGGGCAUUGUGGUGGGAGCCCCCAAAGCGCACACAGAUGCACAUCCCAACGUGACGCAGCCUGGAGCCGUCUUCAUGUGCCUCUUGCGUGAGGAGAACUGCACACGCAUUCCCCUGGGACCGCCCGAUGAGCGGUACACGCAGAUUCGCUUGGGAAGCCCUCCGGAGCGAAUGGAGUUCAAGUCGCACCAGUGGUUUGGAGCCACCGUCAGGACACAUGGUGAAACUCUGCUGGCUUGUGCGCCCCUGUACAGCUGGCGCACAUUCAAGAGCGAGGAGGCCGAGCAGGAGCCUGUGGGGACCUGCUUCCUCUCGAGGGGAAACUUCUCCAGCCAAGCCGAGUACUCUCCCUGCCGCACAGGCAGAAGUGACCAAAAUGGACAAGGAGUGUGCCAAGCCGGUUUUAGCGCUGACUUUACCAAGGCUGGAUGGGUGGUGCUUGGAGGCCCAGGGAGUUUCUUUGCUCAAGGCCAGGUCAUGGCUGCCUCCUCCAAGGUUGUGUUUCGCCAGAAAUCCAGGUUUCUGCUGUCCCGAGUGGAGGGCCAGAAGGAGACAGCUGAGACUCCGGCCAACAAUGAUGACACGUACAUGGGUUAUUCUGUGGCUGUUGGAGAAUUCACGGGAGACUCUGUGCAAGAGUUUGUCACCGGUGUGCCAAAAGGAUCCAGUACGUUUGGAUACGUGCUCAUCCUCAACACAACAGACAUGAGCACCCUCAUGAACGUCACAGGAGAGCAGCUGGCUUCCUACUUCGGCUACACGGUGGCAGUCACGGAUGUGAAUAAUGACGGACUGGAUGACCUGCUCGUGGGCGCCCCACUCUACAUGGAGCGCGGCUCCCAGGGUCGCCUGGAGGAGCUGGGCCGCGUUUAUCUUUACCUGCAGCAGGCCCCGCUCAGCCUGGGCGCCGCACAGACGCUGUCGGGGCGAGACGUUUAUGGCCGCUACGGCAGCGCCAUCACGCCGGUUGGAGACCUCGACCAGGAUGGAUAUAAUGACGUUGCAGUGGGAAUGCCGUUUGGAGGGGAGGAUGGCACCGGUGUGGUGUUUGUUUAUAACGGGCGAGACACGGGCCUGAUGGCUAUACCAUCCCAGACGCUGCGUGGACGCUGGGCAUCGCAGGGCCUCCCGGCCAGCUUUGGAUUCGCACUCCGUGGGGGAACUGACCUCGACUCAAACGGCUACCCAGAUUUGAUUGUUGGAGCCUUCGGAGUGGACAAGGCCAUUGUGUAUAGGGCGCGCCCAGUUGUGACGGUCAGCGCGGAGCUCACGGUCUCCCCCAUGGUGCUGCACCCUGAGAACAGGAGCUGCAUGGUGACUGGUUACGCUACCCUGCAGUCCUGCUUUUCAGUGGAAUUUUGCCUGAAGGUUUCUGGAAAGAGAAUACCUGAUACUGUAGGCAUGGAGGUGGAGGUGCUGCUGGACAAGUUGAAGGAGAAAGGCGCCAUCCGUCGAGUGCUCUUCCAGGACUCCAAGUCCCCGCGCUUCAGGACGCGUCUGCAGAUGGGCCGGGGACUUCAGGAGCAGUGCUCAACCCUCACAGCGUAUCUCAGGGAUGAAAGUGAAUUCCGGGACAAGCUGUCUCCCAUCGUGGUGUCUCUGAACUACAGCCUGGAUGAAGAGUACAACUCAAAUCACAGCGCUGUGGUGCCAAUUCUUAACCACUACCAGGCAGACCACAUCCAGAAGCAGGCGUACAUUUUGCUGGACUGUGGAGAAGACAACAUCUGCAUGCCAGACCUUCAGCUCGCUGGAUAUCUGGAGCGCACGGAGCUCUACAUGGGUGACACGAGCCCGCUAACGCUCACGCUCAACUGCUCCAACCACGGCGAGGGCGCCUACGAGGCGGAGCUGCAAGUCGCCGUGCCCCCCGAGGGGGACUACAUCGGCAGCACGCGCAGCAGCGAGGGGCUGGGAACGGGAGAUGGGAAUCUCUUCGCCCCAAUCUGCACCCUGAAGGAGGAGAACAACACGAGGUUGGUUGUUUGUGACCUGGGGAACCCAAUGAAAGCUGGAACGAAUCUUCUGAUUGGGCUCCGGUUUGAUUUCAAAAACAUGGCUUAUGACAGCUCAUCCAUCACAUUCAAUGCCAACAUGAAAAGCACCAACAAAGACAACCCGGAGAGUCAGCCCCUCGCUCUGCGCGCCGAGCUGGCUGUUUUGGCACAGGUUGACAUUCGGGGCGUGUCGAUACCAGAUGCAACAGCCAUCUAUGCUGCAGAGUGGAAAUUGGCCGCACCCAUGUCUUAUCAGGAGGAGAUCGGACCUUCACUCCAGCAAGUAUUUGAGGUCCACAACAAUGGGCCGAGCUGGGUGAAGGCAGGCUGGUUGGACGUAAAGGUGCCCCACCAGCAUGAUGACGACUUCCUACUCUACCCGCUGCAGAUCGCCACUGAAGGGCCCCUCAACUGCACGUUCAGCAUGCCCUUGAACCCGUUGAAUCUACAGCCACGUUUGACUUCAAUGGAGCCGACCGACAAUUCCAGCACAGUGGCACCAUCGCCAAACCCUCGCCACGUCAUCGUGCGCAGGGAGGCCGGGGAGCGACCACCGGCGCCACGCGUGCUGGGUUGCAGCAGCAGUCAGUGCCUGCAUGUCACCUGCCAGCUGGGUUUGCUGCCGCGACGUACAAGCGCCGUGCUUAUUCUUCGCUCCCGACUCUGGGUCCCCAGCUUCCUUAAGGGAGGACAAAAUCAAGUCGUCCUACAAACCAGUGCUGCUUUCCGGGUCACUGAGAUGCCCUACAAACUACUUCCUGAUGAAUUCCCAUCAGGAAGCAGAGUGGUGAACACGACGGUGGUUCUUGUGAAAGCGGGGUUCCAGCGCCCCGUGCCCUACUGGGUGAUUUUCUUGGCUGUGCUAGCCGGGCUGCUGCUCUUGGCCCUGCUCGUCUAUGCCCUGUGGAAGAUGGGAUUUUUCAAGCGGGAGCGCUACAUGCAUGAUGAGAUUCCCGCUGAAAAAGCAUUUCUCAAGCCGCGGCAGAAUGGAGUGGAAGCCUGACCGAAGCAGACCGGGACUAAUCUGCACCAGGCCUGACGAGACCGGAUUGAAUUAGAUUCUGAAAGAAGCUGGCCUCACGUCUGACUACGUUGAGCAGCAACGCUGAGCCAAAUGUCAGAUGCCUGGAAUGGCCAGAAACAGACUGCAUGGGAUCAAGCAGCAUGAAACGCCAUGGACAAGAUCUGAUGCUCAAAUUGGGAGCAAUCGCAACAGAGAAAAUUACAUUAAAUAUCCAAAGACAAUAUUCAACUAUUAUUUUAUUAGCAUUGGCAAGGGACCUGGUCCCUAGAGAACAGAUGUUAGGCCACGAGACUGUCUGGUUAUUACACUGUCUACUGAAUGGGAAGAGUUGACCAAGCCAUGCAGAGUUGUGCAGACCCACACUGUGCUGGGCUGUGUGAAAUGACAGGAACAGGUUGAACUGGAUUUGCUGUUCUAACUCAGGUCUCUGCCAGCAUUUCUUUGGAUCAUGCUUGGAUUGGUGGUUCCUUAAAACCUCUGCUUCUUGCACUGAAUGUUAACAACUGUUUUUCUUCAGUGUCGCGUGUUGUUAAGGACUUUAAUUUCUGCACCGUCCAUCUGAGGGAAAGCACUGGGCUAUUUGCUCGGUAUCAAUGCCUACCCCCCCGAUGCAAGCCUUGACAUGCACACUUUCAACCUGCCUGAUCCAUAAACAAUGACAAAAAUAUUAAUUUUGGGUUUUUUCCCCUCAUCACGAGUCGUGUAAAUAAUGAAGCUGCAUAUGCUACCAAAACGUUGUCGAUUGUUCAACUCUGCAUCUUAUUUUAAGAGGAAUUCGGCUGACUAUGGGUUGGUUUAAUUAUGCAUUUCUCUACACCUAGAGUUUGGAGCACCAAUGUUUAAACCUUUUAUGUUGAUUGCUUGACAGAAUAAUAAAUGACGCGCUUCCACAGGAGUGGCUUCGACACUUUUGCCAAUGUGCCUUCACGUCCGACAUAAGCCACUUAUGCUUCUAUAGGCAUUCUAUUUUAAUCACUGCUACCCUUUCCACAGUCAGCAGCAAAUUCCUAGAAGCCAAAGAAGUGUGUGAGGUGCAGUGUCUGUUGGAAUUGCAUAUGUAGCUAUUUCUGUUUUGUUCUUGGUGCUGAAUUAUGAGUGUCUGGUAUCACAUUUACAAUUGAUCUUCAUUGUUUGAGGACAAAACACAUGUAUAUUUAUCUUAAUUAUAAUAGUAACAACAUGCAUUGUUCACAAAAGUAUUUAUGUUUUUUAUAAGCUGUAGGGUAAUUUAAAGAAUUAAGAAAAACAGAGACUGCAAACAUGAUGCUCUUGAUGGCUGCAUGACAAUUUGCAAGUACUGCCCUCGUUGGAGUGCAAUAUGACAAUGUUCUUCAUCCACGUGCUUUGUCCUUGGUUGGAAAGCCCUGUAAACUGGUGUUGUAUCAGGAAUAACAGACGCUACCCGUCUAAUUUUGGGGCACAAUCCAAUUUAAUAAACUAUUGUUUCAACAUUGUGGUAAACGUAUCUCCUUUAGUGGCGGCGGAGGGCCAUGCGAACGAAUUACAUACAACAUAUAAUUGAUUCUCACUAUAUUUUAUGUGUGCAUCAGGAUAAAAAAACACAUUGACUAAUUGAUGAUGCAUACAAUUUCCAAUUGUGACCACCUGUGACUGCAUAGUUAUGGCAUGCGAAUAUGGGGAUGAGAUGAUUUUGAGGUGGUGUUUGUUGUGGCCUUUGGAGUGCUAUAGAUUUUACUUGGUAUAUGACAAUGCAGGAGAGUUUUCGGUUAUUCGUUAUGGUAGUCUCAAAUGCAAUAACCAAAUUAUAUUGUAACGUAUACGGCUUUGACAUUUCAACAGAUAUCCAGCUUUAUAACCCCUUUUCGUGUGACUGCCACAUACUAUUAAAUCACAGAUUAUAUAGUCAAUGGAUAUCAUCACAAUGCAUGUUUUACAAUUCAUUGGCUUGAUGUGAAUUGGCCAUCAAGUUAAAAAAGAACACUAAUGUUGCUUAGCUAUCUUUGAUACAAUGACUUCCCCUUGUCUUGGUUUUGAUGUAUGCUCGUGUUUUGUAUCUGUCAAAUAAUUAAGCUCCUGCACUUUACUUGCAAAAGGCAUGUUAGCAAAUGUCUGAUCUAAAAAUCUGGAUUUUUUAAAGUGCAUUAAAUGUUUGUAUAAAACACUUUAAAGGCACAUUUUAACACGUUUAGACAUUUCAUUUUAUUGUACAUUACUUUAAUAAUGCCCCCAAUGUAUCGGCUGCGUGCACUUUUAAUCACUGUUAGAAAGUCAGGAAUAGUUGAAGUGCGGAAAAUCUUGCCAAUAAUGUUACUGCCAAAAUGACCUCUUGUCUUGUGCUAUUGCGAGCAUUGUACAAUCAAAGCCGAUACACCUUCCAAAAUGUACGCUUGUGCUAGAUCCUUUCAAGGGUUAAUUUAUCAGGAGUUAAUAAAAUAAAGUGGUGUAGUGUGGAGCAUUGGUCGCUAUUAUUAGCUGAAUAGAAUCUGCCUCCCGUUACUGUAAUAGCCAUAAUCACGAUGCAAGCAUUUUUUGUAUAAUUGUGUUGUAUUUCCUGCCUCUUGGCACAUACAAGCGAUGGAAAUAUACAGGUAAGAUUGGCAAUAACCACGCCACAAAGGCGGGAUUGUUGGAAUUAAAAUUAGAAGCAUUGUGUCUGUGUGUCUCUACGACCGUAUUAGAAUGCUGUGCUUUUUUUAAAAUCCUUUAUAUUAAGUUCGCUUGCUUGCUUGCGUGCUUGCUUGCUUACGACCGUGCAAAUCUUUCGGUCGUUUUUUAACCCACUUCCCGUUAUCCAAUCGAGCUGACAUUUUGCACACAAACUCGUUGUGCGAGACAAUUAAUGUUCGUGAAUUUUUUUUUCAAAAUUUUACACUUUAGGGAAAACAAAUUAAAUAUUUAAUUACAAAUUGCUUAAUACUGGCAGACAAUCAUCUGACCCAUAGGUGGCAGCCAUCUCAAGCCAGAGGACGAGAGGACUCUAGCCGCCACGCAUAUAAAGGAUUUAUAGUGAAAAACUUAGUUUUUACGGGUUAUACUUAUUCUACACUGGGGUUCACUAAGAACAUAUUCUUUCAGUGCAUUCGACGAGAGCACAUAUUGCAGGCAGUGUGGUCAUCUGGGCUUAUGGUGAAAACUUUGUCUUUACAGAAAUGUCCUCGGAUAAUAAACAAGUGCUCUGUGGUUUGGCUUUGUUUUUGAUCACAUGAUGGCAUACGUUAUUAUUGGGGGUUUCCCCCCCCCCCCUAACCUGUAUAGAAAUUCUCAAACUUCAUUCCCUGGACUGCCCUACAAUGAAUAUCUACAUUCAAAUGUUAAUUCCUCUUCCAUGCACACGAGGGACAUUGGUCAAAAAAUAUUAAAACCUGUAAAGGGGGAGAAAUCAAUUUUGGGAAACUGCUGGCUUUUUUAAUGAAGCACUGCAAACUGGGUCCUGAAAACAUACAUUUUAACAUACUCAUUGAUAUUUUUUUUGUAAACGUUCAUUCAUGGAAUUAUUUGGUUACAUAUAUGGUCAGAAAUAGAAUUUACCAACAGUUGGAAAGUGUGCACUUAAUUAAGGUGACUUUUCAAUUAUAAUUGUGAUCAGCAAUUGUGGUGAGACACAAGGCCCUGCCACAAGAGCAAGGCAACAUUGUGACAUUUUGAUUCCACCUAGUGUAUUCAUGAGCCAAUUAUAUUCGUUCAGCCUUAGUUCCAUGGGUAUACGACUCAUUUUUCCCCAUGUAGACAUUUUAAGUCAUGCAAUUCCACUUGUCAUUGUUAUUUUUAUAAGUUAAAUUAUUCUGUAACAGGUUCACGAUUUAAGAAAGUUUCUGCAUAUUGUGGUGUCUGCCAACUUGAUUUAAGUGUGGCAUUUAUUUUGUAUUUCGUUUAGUGUGUGUGUGCGGUUUUAUUUUGUACACUGCCUAGUGUGGUUGGUAGACUUUGCAUAAUACUGUAAUAUGUAUAAGGUCUAUGAAGAAUGGCUGGGGUAAGAGUCUGCCAAAAGCAGUAGUAACUUUUUUAUGAUGAGAUCCUGUAACCGUGGCUCGUAUAACACAUGUUCCAACAAAUCGUACAGCAAUUUUUUUCUUUAUCAAAUCAUUAAAAGCAGUUCCAAUAUGUGACUUUCAAAAAUAAACACUUACAUGAGCUGUCUGUCAGCUAUGUGUUUGACAUUAAAAUGCAUGCAUUUGACAUGUUUGCAUAUUUGGUGCGAGUACAAAAUUCUGAGCAAUGCUUUUGCAGAUUCUUACCUUGGGUGUGCUGCUGACAUUGUACAAGAGUGGGUUUGUAAUUAAUAAAGUGAUUUUGUAAAUGCAGAUUAGACUGCAAGUGAUGGAUUUAUCACAGUGAUUUAUUCGGCCAAGGAAGAAGUGGCUUUUGUGGAAUUGCUUUGGCAAGAUUACGAAUUCUACUGGAAUGUUCUAUGAUUAAUAAAAAAAUCGGAAAUUAAUUGUAAGCUUCUUGCAGCAUUUUUUUGAAGCUGCAUAUUGAAUUAAAUGGUGUAUUUAAGGUGGCAAUUGCUAAUAUUUGUUGUAUUGGUUGGGAAAACUACCAGAUCCAUGGAAAGUCUACAAAAACUUUGACUCAAAUCCACUCAUGGCUUUAAUUUAAAGCUUCCUAAACGUACUGAUGAAUAAUUACAUUGUAUAAAACAUGAUAC